Messenger RNA from Racocetra fulgida, 1005 nucleotides. NCBI's taxonomy places the organism in Eukaryota, Fungi, Glomeromycota, Glomeromycetes, Diversisporales, Gigasporaceae. The record is from the annotation of a GenBank genome assembly.
AUGAAACAAAUUAACAAUUUAAGUCUUCAACUGGAAAUAAUUCAAACUAAAAUAUCAGGUGUACCGCCAAUUCAAACUUCUCCAUCACUUGCAUCUAUCAAUGUACAGAAUGAAAAUGAAAAUCAACAAAAUGCUAUGUUACUACUUGAAGCUCCCUCUCAUUUAGAAACAUCACCAGAAAUUCAUGAAUCUUUAAUUCCGUCUCCUAAAAAUCUGGAACCCUUUCCAUCAUCUCCCAAUAAAACAAGAAAAAUGCCCUCCCAAAUAAACAAUGAAGUCGGACAAGUCAAUCAAUUCACACAAUCGUCUCUUGAACCCAUGAAUUCCGUUUUUAAGCAAACUUUUCAUGAUGAAAUUGUUAAAAUUUUGGAUCAUUUACCAACUGAGCAACAAUUUGACGUUACUAAAAAUUUUACCCAACAAUUAAAUCAUGUAACUUAUGUUACUGCUCCUGCCGUUAAAGCUUUAAUUAGUCCUAGAUUGGUGUUCACUGAUAAUGAACUAAUUGCAAUAAUAAGACAACUCCAUAAAAGUCGUAGGGGGAAGUGGAAAAGUCGUGAGAAAUUAGAAUCACAUAGGGCACGUCGUCGUAUCAGUGAUUCAAUUCUUAAUGAAUGUCAACCACCUACCCUCAAUUGGGAUGAAUAUCUUCGUGAUUUGGAACGCGCUGUAAAUGAUCCCGCAUUGCAAUCAUGUGAAGAAUCUGAUACUGAUGAAGCUUUGGCAAAUCAAGAAAGUGAUGAACGCCCAACGAUUAUUCGGAAUAACAAUAGAGUUAUAAAGGUUUACGAUAAACCGUGGAGAUCGACCAAAUGUCUUUUACGUCGUUGCGACGAAGUUGGCGGAUCCGUUUACGGAUUAAUCAGAAAAAGAUGGUACAAUGAUCAAUUAUAUGUAAAUAACAAUAGCCAUCCAAACGAACAUAUUCCAGAUUGGUGGAUUUCCACAAAUUGGUCUCCUAAUAUCGAAUCUAAUGAAAAUCAUAAUGAGCUGAGAGAAACUUAG